Molecule: messenger RNA, 853 nt
Organism: Lolium perenne
Lineage: Eukaryota; Viridiplantae; Streptophyta; Magnoliopsida; Poales; Poaceae
Source: RefSeq, a predicted model, not a curated record
UCUGAUUGCUGCUGGUUCUCUUUGUUCAGGCGCCAGUCGUCGACAGCCUGGGCGAGGAGUUGCUUGGGCCGGGCAAAUAAUCCUCCAGGAGAACUUGGGAGAGGAGAUGCCUGGGCCGGAGGAGAUUGUUCUCCAAGAGCACCUGGAUGAGGAGAUCGUCCUGGCUGGAGCACCUGGACGAGGAGAUCGUCCUGGGUCGGAGCACCUGGGGGAGGAGAUCGGCCUCCACGAGCUCCUGGCCGAGGAGCUGCUGCGGCCGGAGGAGCUGCCGGGGCCGGAGCUAGAGCGCCUGGACGAGGAGAUCGUUCUCCAGGAACACCUGAGGGAGGAGAUCGGUGUCCACGAACAUCUGGGCGAGGAGUUUCCUGGGCCGAAGGUGGAGCUGCUGGUGCCGGAGCCCGGAGGUGCGGAUGGCGGAGGGCGGAUGCGGAUGACGGAGGGCGAUCGAGGAGGGAGAUGGCGGAGGGCGAUCGAGGAGGGAGAUGAGAUCUGGGAAGGGUACCGAUUCAAAAUGUGGAGGGGUAGCGUUGUCUUUUUUACGUUUUUCACCUGGUCGGAACCAAUCGGUAAACGUCUUGCAUUUCCGCACGGAGGGAGUACAACUUACGAUCAUGCCUCCGCCCAACAUCCACGCCCCCACCUGACCUCCCACUCGACAGCCACCACCGAGGCCCGCUCGCCGCUCAGCCCAGCUUGGCCCAGGCCUGCCGCCCCACCACGCCUAGCGCCCACGCUACCACGCGCGCCACCCAGCACCACCGCCAGCUCGCCCAGCGUCACGCUCGUACGCGCCGCACCACCACGCCAGGCCUCCACCCGCUCGUUGUUCCCGGCCCAAGGCCCGUGCUGCUAG